Asparagus officinalis (garden asparagus) is the source of this 1673-nucleotide messenger RNA. Its product is annotated as serine/threonine-protein phosphatase PP-X isozyme 2. Gene Ontology annotation, molecular function: protein serine/threonine phosphatase activity. Gene Ontology annotation, biological process: peptidyl-serine dephosphorylation; double-strand break repair via homologous recombination. Gene Ontology annotation, cellular component: cytoplasm; nucleus. NCBI's taxonomy places the organism in Eukaryota, Viridiplantae, Streptophyta, Magnoliopsida, Asparagales, Asparagaceae. The transcript has 8 exons. Bases 130 to 1092 code for a protein of 320 amino acids. The record is from RefSeq and is a predicted model, not a curated record.
CAGCCGGUGCGCUCACCCGCACAAAGCGGCGGCAGGGAAAACAAAGAAAGGGAAAAGGGGGAAAAGGUUCCUCCUCAAACAGGAAAAGAGAGCUCUCUAGCUCGCUGGAGAGCUCGAGAGAGCGCGAAAAUGUCGGAUUUAGACCGACAAAUCGAGCAACUGAAGCGAUGCGAGCCUCUUAAGGAAUCGGAGGUGAAGGCUCUUUGCCUCAAAGCCAUCGAGAUCCUCGUCGAGGAGAGCAACGUUCAGAGAGUCGAUGCUCCCGUGACUAUAUGUGGAGAUAUUCAUGGACAAUUCUAUGACAUGAAGGAGUUAUUCAAAGUUGAUAUUCAUGGACAAUUCUAUGACAUGAAGGAAUUAUUCAAAGUUGGAGGUGAUUGCCCAAAGACAAAUUACUUGUUUCUAGGGGAUUUUGUUGAUCGAGGAUUUUAUUCUGUUGAAACAUUUCUGCUUCUGCUAGCCUUGAAAGUCAGGUAUCCGGACCGCAUAACCUUGAUAAGAGGAAAUCAUGAGAGCCGACAAAUCACACAGGUGUAUGGAUUCUAUGACGAGUGUCUGCGUAAAUAUGGGUCUGUCAACGUAUGGAGAUAUUGCACGGAUAUAUUUGAUUAUUUAAGUCUAUCAGCACUAAUUGAAAACAAGAUUUUUUGUGUUCAUGGAGGUCUAUCCCCGGCCAUCACAUCAUUGGAUCAGAUUAGAACAAUAGACCGAAAGCAAGAAGUGCCUCAUGAUGGAGCCAUGUGUGACUUGUUAUGGUCAGACCCAGAAGAUGUGGUUGAUGGUUGGGGGUUGAGUCCUCGAGGUGCAGGCUUUCUAUUUGGUGGGAAUGUUGUUACCUCUUUCAACCACACAAAUAGCAUCGAUUACAUAUGCCGUGCACAUCAACUUGUAAUGGAAGGAUACAAAUGGAUGUUCAAUAACCAGAUCGUAACUGUCUGGUCUGCACCAAAUUACUGUUACAGAUGUGGUAAUGUAGCUGCUAUCCUUGAGCUGGAUGAAAACCUCAACAAGCAAUUCCGUGUUUUCGAAGCAGCACCACAUGAGUCAAGAGGGGUUCCUUCCAAGAAACCAGCACCUGAUUAUUUCCUCUAGUUCAAUUGUGGUGUUCAUCACCAUCCUUUAUGUGAAUUUUGGCAAGCUAGCUCAUCAGAUUUUCUAUGAUGCGGUGAGCCAAAUGCAUUCAAAUCCUUCGGCAUGCAACUAUGAAAAGGUUAAGAAGUUCUUCUGGCUGUGGAGUGCGUUUAGAUUGAUUGGUUUGCUGGCAAUUUUCCCUUAAUUGUUGUAUUGCCGAUGCUUUUCAUCAUUAAUUACUGUUGUAAAAAAACCAGGGAUUUGUGUGAGGAGAGCUGCUCAGAGUUCACGACAGGCGGAAGACGGUGUUUUGAAAGAAUAUGUAGGAGAAAUCGAGUUUAUCAUAUAUGUGUGUUUCUUUAUGAAACCUGAGUUGAGUUUUGUACGAAAUGCCUUGGGCUGUAUCGGGCUGUAUGGGAAAAGUAACCGAAAUUCACUCAAGCAAGAUCCUAAGUAAACUGGUGUUUUUGCUAUUGGAAUUAAUUUUUCCCCCUAUAUUAAGCCCUGAAGUUCCAUAGGACUCCUGAUUGCAAAUACUGCGCCCUGAGAAUUAUGACUAUGCACAUAUUUUUUUGUUAGAUGAUGAUAGUGGGUUGAAUUUC